Messenger RNA from Raphanus sativus (radish), 1206 nucleotides. RefSeq lists its product as uncharacterized. The record is from RefSeq and is a predicted model, not a curated record. The transcript has 6 exons. Gene Ontology annotation, molecular function: ubiquitin-protein transferase activity. Gene Ontology annotation, biological process: DNA damage tolerance; double-strand break repair via homologous recombination. Gene Ontology annotation, cellular component: nucleus; Smc5-Smc6 complex. Bases 130 to 1086 code for a protein of 318 amino acids. NCBI's taxonomy places the organism in Eukaryota, Viridiplantae, Streptophyta, Magnoliopsida, Brassicales, Brassicaceae.
CCCGCCAUCUCUCUCCCACACGCCGUCUCUUCCCCCCACUCCCCCACCCAAAAACAAACCCUAAAUAGAGUUCACGCGAUUCUCUAAAUCCAGAAACUUUUUUUUUUUUUGGCUAAGGUGAAAUUGAAGAUGGUAUCGCUGACCUGGAAGCACCACACGCUAAUUCAAGCUUUGAUUUCGCGAGGCCCUCUCAAGGAGAAAGAGUUUGAAUCCAUCUUCACCGCCGUCACCGGCAGAAACCCAGGAGGUGCUAAGAAGAUAUUUGAUAAGUACCUUCUUGAGAUAAACAAAGAGCUCUCUUAUGUACACUUUGAGUUGAGGGCUUGUAGAGAUCAGUAUGAUGGUCAAGUUUGUUACGGAGUUGUUAACACUGUCUCUGAUGAUCAAUCCAAACUCGGCACUAACUACUCUGUUCCGCAGAUCGCUUUCUUUAAAGGCAUUAUAGAAGCUAUUGCACAGGAUGAAGCUGCUCAAGGUUGCAUAUCUAGCUUUGAUGCCCUCAAUAUCCGAUUGGAGAAUCAGUUACCAAGUGAAGCCAGCAGCAGUCAACAGCAGCAAGUCCCACCUGCAUUCAAGAACUUUUCAAUGUCGCAAAAGGACAAAACUCUCGAUGAGCUUGUAAGGGACAAAUGGCUUUGCCGCACAAGAGAGGGUAACAUCGGACUUGGAAUAAGAUCUCUUCUUGACCUGCGCAGCUGGUUCAGAAACAAUGAUGUUCCCUCUUGCGAGGUUUGCAAUGAAGCUGGAGUUAAGGCGGAUUUGUGUCCAAAUGAAGGUUGUACGGUCCGUAUACACAAGUACUGCCUUCAAAACUUGUUAUCUCAAAGGGACGAUAAAGUUUGUUCUGGCUGCGGGAAGCCAUGGCCUUUGGGUAAAAUUACAAAAGAGGAAGCUGUUGAAGCAGCAGUGGAUGAUGAUGAGGGGGAGGAGGAAAACGAGACUCAAGCCACAGCUUUAAGGUCCAAGAAAAGAAAACAAAGGAGCCAAAGAGACUCAGCUGAAAACGUUUCUUCUCAAGCUUCUUUUGCCUCGAGUAGUGGUAACACUAGGAGAAGAGUAACUCGUAGCGCUGCACACUUGAGUUAGAAAAAAUAACGUUUCGGAACUCUGGGUUUUAGGGCUUAGAUGUGUAUUUUGAUGCCUGUUUCUAUGUCCAAACAUCACUUGAGAGAUCAAAACUCUGGUUUUAGUGAUUAGUUUUAUAUA